This is a messenger RNA of Quercus lobata, 3479 nucleotides long. Its product is annotated as putative disease resistance protein RGA4. The transcript has 2 exons. NCBI's taxonomy places the organism in Eukaryota, Viridiplantae, Streptophyta, Magnoliopsida, Fagales, Fagaceae. The coding region runs from base 54 to 3242 and encodes 1062 amino acids. The record is from RefSeq and is a predicted model, not a curated record. Gene Ontology annotation, molecular function: ADP binding.
CCCAUCUGAUCUUAAUAAUAUUCCUGAAAGAAAGAAAGAAAGAAACAAAAACUAUGGCGGAAGGAGCUUUAUUCCACCUUGCCGGAAAAGUCCUUGAACUGCUGGGUUCCUUCACUCUCCCAGAGGUCAAACUGGCCUUCGGUGUUCAAACUGAGAUUGAAAAACUAACAAGCACAGUUUCCACGAUCCAAGCUGUGAUUCUUGAUGCAGAAAAGCAGAGUUCUCAUAAUCAUCAGAUCAAAGAUUGGCUCAGAAAGCUCAAAGAUGUUCUCCAUGAUGCUGAUGACUUGCUGGAUGAUUUCUCAACCCAAGUUUUGCGGCACAAGGUGAUGAGAAAGAAGAAGGUACGCAUUUUCUCUUCCAGUUCUAAUCGUAUUGCUUUUAGUCCUAAGAUGGGUCGUCAAAUAAAAGCAAUUAAGAAGAGACUAAAUGCCAUUGCAAAAGAUAAGGAGGAUUUCCACUUUAUUCAAAGCUUCAUUGAGCCACAAGUCAUGAGUAGGGACAGAGAAACUUAUUCUUUUGUUCUUGAAGAUGAAGUUGUUGGGAGAGAGAAUGAUAAGGAAGUGAUUAUCGAACUUCUUUUUGAUGACAAUGUUGUAGAUAAUAUUUCUAUCAUUCCAAUCGUUGGUAUUGGAGGAUUAGGGAAAACCACACUAGCUCAACUGGUUUACAAUGAUCAAAGUGUCAACAAAAAUUUUGAGCUAAAACUUUGGGUUUGCAUCUCUGAAAUCUUUGAUGUAAAACGAAUUGUUAAAGAAAUUUUAGAACAGCUGACGGAUGAGAGACUUAAAGAAAGCUUUGAGAUGCUGCAAAAUCAGCUUCGAGAAAAACUUAGUGGAAAAAAGUACUUGCUUGUCUUGGAUGAUAUGUGGAAUGAGGACAGUGCUAAAUGGCUUCUCUUGAAAAAUUUAUUAAUGGUAGGUGCAAGGGGAAGUAGGAUAGUUGUAACCACUCGUUCUGAAAUGGUGGCGGGCAUAACAGGGGCAACUUCAUGGUAUGCUCUAAAAGGCCUACCUGUAGAAAAGGCUUGGAAUUUGUUUGUAAAAGUUGCAUUUGGAGAAGGCCAGCUGCCUAAGAACCAAGCCUUUAUUAGCCUGGGAAAGGAGAUUUUGGAAAAAUGUGUUGGGGUACCUCUUGCCAUAAGAACAAUAGCAAGCUUGCUACACUCCAAACCUUCUGAAAAUGAGUGGCGAUCUUUCAAGAAUUAUGAACUCUCAAAAAUAACUCAUGCAGAAGAAAAUAAUAUUUUAUCAACACUUAAGUUGAGUUAUGAUCAUCUACCAUCAUACUUAAAACAAUGCUUUGCUUAUUGUAGAUUGUUUCCAAAAGAUUUCAAGAUUCAUGUAGGGACACUGAUUGAUCUUUGGGCAGCGCAAGGUUUUAUUAAGUUAUCGAAUCCAAAGCAACGUGUUAAGGAUGUUGGUAGAGAAUACUUCAAGUUAUUACUUUGGAGGUCAUUCUUCCAAGAUGUUGAAAAGGAUUACUGGGGCAAUAUAUGGUGCAAAAUGCAUGAUCUCAUGCAUGAUCUUGCAAUCUCUGUGGCUGGAACAGAAUGUACUGUAUUACAUUCAACUGAGGAAAAUAUUGGCAAAAAUGUUCGUCAUGUAUCAUUUAAUCUUUUGGAUUCAUCUAUGCAGUUUCCAAUCAUCAAGUUUGAAGGAAAGAGGAUACGAACGGUUCUUGGACAUAGAAGAGGGCGUGAUUUUCCUUGUAAUGCGCUUGUUUCAAAUCUUAAGUAUUCACGCACACUAGAUUUGAGCUAUCUACGGUCACGAAAAAUGCUGAGUUCAAUUGGGAGAUUGAAGCAUUUAAGAUAUCUUGAUAUUUCUGGAAAUCAUUGCAUUAAAAUUCUCCCUAAUUCCAUUGUCAUGCUGCUGAAUUUGCAAACACUGAAACUCAAGAAUUGUAGUGCGCUUAGAGAAUUACCCCAGGACACUAAAAAUCUAGUCAAUCUUAGGCAUCUAGAUAUUUCUGGUUGUUAUCAAUUGACUCAUAUGCCUUACAGACUCGGAAAUUUGACUUCUCUUGAGAUACUACCAUAUUUUGUUGUGAGAGACGGAGGUGUCAAGGCCAGGGCUAGUGGUGGGCUUAGUGAAUUGAAUAAGCUGAGCAAUUUGGGAGGAAACCUGAGGAUUAUGUAUCUAGGACAUGGAAAAGAUGACAUGAUGGAAUGUAAAGCUGCAAAUAUGAAGGAGAAACAACAUCUUCACCAACUGGAAUUAUGGUGGGACCCAAAGUUGGUUGGAGAAACUGAAUGUUUUGAUGAAAUGUCACUAGAAGGUCUCCAGCCACAUCCAAAUCUUGAAGAAUUGAUUUUGUUGAAUUAUAUGGGUGUUACAAUUCCAAGUUGGGUCUCUUCGCUCACUAAUCUUGUCAAUUUGCAAUUGCAGAGUAAUUGUAGAUGCCACCACCUCCCACCGUUAAAUCAACUCCCUUUUCUCAACUCUGUCUGUCUUGUAAACAUGAAAGCACUUAUCAUUUAUCGGUGCCAUGGACUUAGGUCUCUUCCUUGUAAAGGUAUUCAACAUCUCACCUCUCUUCAAGAGAUGAAAAUAGUGGACUGCAAUGAGCUGGCUCUGGUAAAUGACGAAGAUGAUGGCAUGCAAUGGCAAGGCCUUCGGAGCCUCCAUUCUCUGUGUUUUUGGGGAACUCCAAAGUUGGUGUCUCUACCAGAUGGGCUUCAACAUGUUACCACUCUUCAAAAACUCGAAAUUCUUAAUUGUACUAAUUUAAUGGUAUUACCAGAGUGGAUAGGCAACCUCGCAUCACUACAUUAUCUUGCAAUUUCCGGAUGCUUCAAUCUGACGUCAUUGCCUCAAGAGAUUUGCCAUCUCACGUCUUUACAAUUUCUUGAGAUUGGCAAUUGUCCUAAUUUGAUGACUUUACCAGGGUCAAUGGAUAACCUCACGUUACUACAAAUGCUUAAAAUUGGGGAAUUCCCCAAUCUGACCUCACUGCCUCAAGGGAUUCGCAGUCUCACCUCUUUAAAAAUGUUGAGGGUUGGCAAUUGUCCUAAUUUGAAGGCUUUACCAGAGUGGAUAGGCAACCUCACAUCACUGGAAGAGCUUAUAAUUUGUGAAUGCCUUAAUCUGACAUCAUUGCCUCAAGGGAUUCAUGAUCUCCCCUCUUUACAACGGCUGAAUAUUACUGGUUGUCCCAUUUUAGGAGCAAGAUGCCUGGGGGAAGAUUGGCCCAAGAUUUCUCAUGUUCCAGUCUUGAGAUUGGAUCGAUUGUGGCGGUGAGAUACAAGUUGUUCAGCCUCUGUCCAAGCAUUGGGCCACAUUGCACAUGUUAUUUUCUUUAAUGAGUUUAAUCACUACAAGUAUGGGGCAUUGUGUGAUGGAUGGAUAGAGUUCCUGGAGUUCUUUAAGUCAAAGAGAUGUAGUAUGGGUAAGGACGGUUGAGCCAAGACAGGUAAGAGAAGGAGUUUUAUUAAAUGUCCCAAAGAUGGAGUAACUUGCUGCAAAGCAAUGCAGAGG